Fundulus heteroclitus (mummichog) is the source of this 1656-nucleotide messenger RNA. It is a transcript of the gene trmt5, whose product is annotated as tRNA methyltransferase 5. Gene Ontology annotation, biological process: mitochondrial tRNA methylation; tRNA N1-guanine methylation. Lineage: Eukaryota; Metazoa; Chordata; Actinopteri; Cyprinodontiformes; Fundulidae. The coding region runs from base 65 to 1486 and encodes 473 amino acids. The record is from RefSeq and is a predicted model, not a curated record. Gene Ontology annotation, cellular component: mitochondrial matrix; cytoplasm. The transcript is spliced from 5 exons.
CAAUCACCAGGCGGCUCCCGUCAACUGCGGAUGACGUAAUUGAAGCGUGCUUGUGGACAGAGGGAUGUUAAGGUUCGUCUCCAGAACCUUUGCCUCCCUUCAAACUCAAACAAAGCUAGAUUCUGCUGCUGUGCUCCAGAGUGUCCUCUUUUCAGACUCAGUCAGUUCUGGGUUCAUCGGGGCGACCAGAAUGGAGCCCAAACUGUACCGACCCCCUCCCCAGGUCCGGGGCAUGACCUCUCUGGACAAAGACGCCUUCACACAGGCUAUUACAGUUCCAGCUCUCCUGGUACCAACGGGGGUCUUAAACAAAGUCAUGAAGAGUCUGAAGAAGUCCGCUAUCCAGCGUCCCGGUGUGCAUCGAGUGGUUCAAGACGGAGAGGAGGGCAGCGGUUUUCGGUUAGUCCUUUUGGACCCCCACAAAGUGUCGUCGGCGAGCUCUUUCAGUGAGGCUGAAGCAGAGGCCCUCCGUUCGUUUGGUGUCUCUGAUGAGCUGCAACAAUACGAGCUGAAGCUGACCUACGACAACCUGAAGACGGAGGAGGUGCUGGAGGCGGUGCUCCCUCAGGGUCAAGAUGUGACAUCAUCAUUCAGCCGGGUGGGACACAUCGCCCACAUGAACCUGAGAGACCACCAGCUGCCAUACAAGAACCUCAUAGGUCAGGUAAUUAUGGACAAAAACCCUGGAGUCACAUGUGUGGUCAAUAAGACAAACAUGAUCGACUCCACUUACAGGAACUUCAAGAUGGAGGUGCUAGCUGGAGAGGAAAACAUGGUCGCCAAGGUGAAGGAAAACGGCGUGACGUACGAGUUCGACUUCUCCCGCGUCUACUGGAACCCCCGGCUGAGCACGGAGCACCAGCGAGUGGUGCAGCUCGUUAAACGUGGCGACACCGUGUUCGACGUGUUCGCUGGGGUCGGACCCUUCGCCGUCCCAGCUGCCCGCCUCGGUGCCAGGGUUCUGGCCAACGAUCUCAACCCGGAGUCGUACAGGUGGCUGCAGCACAACUGCAAGCUCAACAAGGUGGAGAGCAAAGUCCAGACCUUCAAUCUGGACGGCAGGGACUUCAUCCGCGGGCCUUUAAAGCAGGAGCUGCCUGCUCUGCUGAAGGCGGACUCUGCGGUUCACGUGGUCAUGAACCUGCCCGCGCUGGCUUUGGAGUUUCUGGACGCUUUCCGGGGCCUCCUGCAGCUGGAGCCUCCCUGUGAGCAGAACCUCCCCACGGUGCACUGCUAUGGCUUCUCUAAAGACGACAACCCGGAGGCGGACGUGGUGGAGAGGGCUUCCCGCAGCCUCGGAUUCCCACUGGAGAACAAGUGCUCUGUGCACUUUGUGCGCAACGUCGCCCCCAACAAGGACAUGAUGUGUGUAAGGUUCACGGUGCCUAAAGAGGUCCUCUUCUGCAGCCAAGAAGCAAAAACAGAACCGACUGAGGAGCCGGCGCCAAAGAGACAAAAGUGUGAAGAAGCUCCAAAUUCUACAUGAUUUUACAAUCAGCUUGUCUCGGUUUUUUCUUACGUUUUCCUUCUCUGUUGUUGCAUCAUUUUAAGACUUUAAGUUCAAGUUUAAACUCCUAAAUAAUAUUUGAAUAAUUUUGAGUUUCAUGGGCUGUACAUGAACAUGUUUGCUCUUCAAAUAAAGCCACAUAACCCAAA